AUGUCGCCGCCAAAGAUUGAAGAGUUACCGCCCAACGAUGAUGAAGUUGCAGAGCUGCUGGAACCACAGGAGCGCCUCCCGCUGGCGAAAACAGCGAAAAGGAACCCGUUUGCGCUGAAACGCAAGACAACAGUGAGGCGCACGGCGGACGAAGUUUACCCCGAGAGGAAAGGCUUGAACAAACCUGAUUUCCUCGGAGACAAGCCCAUCGACUUGCUAUUCCAGAAAUUGGAGAGCCUACUAGCUGAACCAUAUGAAGAUUUGACAAUUGGGUUGCUCAACACACGGAUCCCCCCGGGCCCAGGCCCAGACACCACCACCGUUGACAAUACCCGUUAUCAUGUCAUUGAAUACCUCAUGAACAGCUUGAUUGACGUGCAAAAGGCAUCUUUGGAGUCCAAAAUGCCCAACAAGGCAUUGAUCACCAUCUCGCUCCACGACGUCAAGACCUUCAGCAAAUUGGUCAACGCCAUCAUCAUUCUAGGGGUUUACCCCGCGCUAAACGUGUUUCACAUCGGAAUCCCCUUUGAAAAGAGAAACUUGUCCAAAAACAUGAGCAAGCAAGUCAAGAUCGACACCAUAAAAUCGGGACCUGCAGAAGCUUUCCAAUUAUUGACGUUGAUAUACGACAAGUUUUACCAGCUUUUCCAAACGCCAUCUGAUGUCACCGGGUUGUUGAGUAAAGGAACCGGGUUUUCUGACUUCCUCACGGUGGCAAUUGCCAUCUACUCCAUCCCCGGGUUUCAACAUAAGACAGAUGCCUCUUUUGAACAAGUCGAAAAGAUUCCAGAUACAUAUGAACUAUUUCAAACUUAUUCAUUGCUAUUGACGACGCCAUCGCCGCAAUUUUUCAAGCAAUUUGUCAUGCUGCGUCUACAGAAACUCCCCUACGAUGCGCCGCGCAAGGACGGUUUACGUUCAUUGAUUGAGUAUAUCCUUGGUCUACGCGAACAGGAGGAAAUCGACAUUGCCAAGUUUGACCAUGUGGCAAACGUUGUGCUCCUGAAACCCAAGGAUGUGACAACCACGACUUACUUUAACUCGAUUGGAAAACAAGCCUAUGCAUUGUUGGUCAAUAUCAACCGCCCGCUUAUGGCCCUGUGUGUCACGUAUAUUAUGGAAAAGUUGUGGCACAAGAAUAAACUUGUGGUGAAGGAUUUCUUCUUGCAAAGGAUCUGGGACCAAUUUGUAACCAGCCACCCCAAGGAGGAGGAAAAGAAGGAACAAACAGUAGUAGCACUCAACCUGAGUGUAUUGGUGGGAGAAGCGGCAUUCAACAACGCCAUCAAUGUUUUGAUAUCGAUUUCCAAAAAGGGGUUAGAGGCUGAUGUCUAUCAAGCCGUCAUGGAGCCCAUUAUCGUAUCGCUUUGGGGCUACUAUUUGUUUUUGAAACAGCAUGGGAAGUCAGUGCAAAUUGUCACCGACAUUAUGACCAGUUACUUUACAGUGAUGAAGGACUUUGACGACAAUAACUUGGCCGGCAUUGACCUUGUGGCAAAGAACCUUGUUUUCAACGGUGGCGAUUCUUGGACGUAUGAAAUUGGACCAAACAAUUUGACUCAGCUUGUAAAGAAGAAAGCCGAGUUUACUUCCGAGAGCAAAGAGACGAAGAUUUUGAAAUUCAUCGAGGGGCUCGACUUUGCAUGCAGCAACUUUAUGAUUCUAUUGGAGAAUGUCGACGAUGAAGUAGUUUACGCUUUGUUUACAUUGAUUCUUAAACAGUGGCUUGAACUGGCUAAUUUGCUAGGAGGAGAAGAAAAAAAUCCGUUUAUAAAACUAGUUGACCUCAAGUUACUAGAAAGUAUUGGUGAUAAAUUCAAGGAAAGCUUGGCUCGCACCCCGCAUGAGAUGUUGGCCAUCGUGCACAGUUUUUUGAAAAAGCAACAACAAGACAGUGGCGGGGAUGAUGAUGGUGAUGCAAUGGAUGACGAUGUCGACUCAGACGAUGAAGACGAAGGUGAUGGCCAAGGAACGGAAAAUUUCUUACCUGUUUUGUUAGAGCUCCUAUCGGCCAUCUUGUCCGAGAAUGACAUUGUCAUUGACGACUCAUGUACUGAGCAAUUGACAGGAAUUAAACAAUCAUUGGAAAAACUCCAAAACAACAAAAAUAAUAAACCAUUGAAUUCCAACAUGAGAAACUCAAUUGAAUCGCUUGAGCAGCGAAUAUCCAACAUCUUGAGCGGCGAAAUCCCCGUUUCCAACGAGCUAGAUGCGCAGAGACUUGUGCUCAACCGCGCCAUCACAAGUUUAAACGACCCAUUGGUUCCGAUUCGAGCUCAUGGGUUGUACUUGUUGAGACAAUUGAUAGAAUCACGCAGCGAGAUCAUCUCCGUUGACUUUGUGAUUAACUUGCACUUGGUCCAGCUUAAAGACCCGGAACCUUACAUCUACCUCAAUGUGAUUAAAGGCUUGGAGAGCUUGAUUGACUGGGAGGAGCUCCCCGUGCUCAAGAUAAUGUGCCAACUAUACACGUCGACUGAGACGGAUUUGGACGAAAGACUCCGAAUCGGUGAGGUUAUACUCCGCUACAUUCAAGUUUCCAACGAGAAAUUCACGGGUGAAUCAGCAAACUUGGUUGUGGAAACUACUCUCACGGUGAUUCGAAGCCACAGCCUGGACGACGAUCGCGUGAGAAUGUCAGCCAUGUCCUUGUUGGGUGUCUGUUGCAAAGUGAAUCCGAUUGGCUUGAUUGGUCGCUUGGAGGAUGCGCUCGAUUGCGUCGUUGGUAUUCUUGACCUUGAAAAAGGUCCGGAUAAAGCCAUCAUGAGACGAUCGGCAGUCAUGCUCAUACAAGAUUUGAUUUUGGGCACUUCAGAGUCGGAUAAAGUGGCAUUUCCUGAACCAUAUAGGGAAAAAAUCGUGAUACGUCUACGGUAUGUGGCUGAAACCGACAACGAUAUAUUUGUAAGGGAGCAAGCCCGAAAGGUGUUGGACUUGAUUCAAGAACUAGCGCGGUUGGGCAUGGAGCUUUACUUUGAAAAGAUGAACAUAUAA
This is a messenger RNA of Lodderomyces beijingensis, 2994 nucleotides long. NCBI's taxonomy places the organism in Eukaryota, Fungi, Ascomycota, Pichiomycetes, Serinales, Debaryomycetaceae. The record is from the annotation of a GenBank genome assembly.